UUGUGCUCUGCAGCCCCUGCGUGCACUUGCUCCUGCUGACACCUCUGCUGACCGCUGCACACGCCAGCUCCGUGCCUGGGAAGGUGCUGAAUGGAGGUGGUCUUGCUGGCCCGGAGCCUGACGUGUCUCUCCCUUGCUUUUCAGAUGUCAUAAGAAUUUGGGACAGUGUGUCCCAGUACAUGCUCCAGCAGUUUACACUGAAAAAGGGUGUGGCCGUAGAUGUGCUUGGCGUUUUCUACAUACUGAGGAAUCACAGCAGCAAGGUGAACAGGGACAUGGUUGUGCCCAGGUUUCACCUGUCGGAGAGGGUCGCACAGGUGCAGGGGCUCAGCUACACCAGCAGCAACAUCCCUGAUUAUAUCAAAGUUGUCCCCCUGGACUAUUCUCAAUUGUCACAACAGACAUCCAUUCCCGAGAAGCUGGUGAAGGAGUGUGUGAAUGACAUUGUGGUACUCUUCAGCUGGGGUGCCGGACUGGGGGAGGAUUACGACCUUGUUUUCAAGGGCAUCGGUUCUCUGAUGAGCCGAAACAAGAUCCUCACAAUGAGAUACCGCCGAGAGUUUCUCCUCGCCAUUGAUGGGACUGGAACUCUCUUGGAAUAUCUGCUCUCUAACCCAUGGACAAAGAUUUGCGUGCUAUCAGGCAAAGAACCUGACCCUUUCCACGUGCGUCCCAGUGGGAUCCGCGUGCUUCCAGCGUUUAAGAUUAAGCUACCCCCUGGCAGAGAAGCUGAAGAGCUUUCCUCCACUGAGCGAGACAAUGAGAAAGAAAAGGGGUCUUCUUUCCCAGGGGCAGGCAGCCCUCAGGCUAAGCAUCUCAAGCACCAAAAGAAACGUCCACUGAGCAGCCUGAAAGUGGCGAAGGACAAGAAAGGGCAACAGGACAGUAUAAGGAAGACUCUGGACAACAAUGAGUUUAGCAUACUGUUAGCCAACCUGCGGACAAACUAUGAGGCUGAAAAACAGGCAAUCUUGGCAGAAGACCUGGCUAAGGAGAGAGAGAGUGAAGGGCAUCUUCCCAAGAAGCCCCUGCUGCCCCAAAGGAGGCUUUCCCUCGUGAAGCUUCCUGUGCCGAAACCAGAGGACGGAUGGGGAGAGCAAGCUGCAGGAGACAAGCCCCCUGAGAGGUCUGAGCCCAGCAAAGGACCAUCUGCCACUCUGGGGCUGCUCCAACGCCCCCAUGGAAAAGAAGGCAUAGGGCAUCCUCCCAGGAAGCCCCUGCUGCCUCAAAGGAGGCUUUCCCAGGGGACGCUUCCUAUGCUGAAACUAGAGGACGGACAGGGAGAGCAAGCUGUGGAAGUCAAGUCCCCUGAGAGUGUGCUACCAGCCAUUGAGAGGGACAAUUCAAAGGAGGGCAAGAACAAAAUGGCACACUGCAUCAGGAGGAAAACUGAAAUCCCUGCCUGCAAAGGCCAUCAGAGAGUAGGACAGGAGGUCUGCUACCUGUGCAUGCAGCAAGAGGAACAAACUGUGUGGGCAGCCCUGCUGAAGCAGAAGGAAGAGCAAGAAAGGGCUGAGUGGGCAGAACUGCAGGCCUGGCAGGCCAGGAUGGCAGCGCUGCGCGCCCAGAGAGCACGUGCUGCACGGAAGCUGGAGAUUGCUAAAAUACCCAAAACAGAGAAAAGAGAAUACAACAACGAUGACCUGGUAAGAAGUUUAUAAAAAGAAAAUGAGGUCCCCAGCAGGUAACUGCUUUGUCUCAGCUGUGCCACCUGGGAAACGCAGCGAGCCCCUGCUCUGACCCUGGCACCUCCAUGGGGACUUGCAGCGGUGAUUCUCCAAAGUCCCCCAGCACAUCUGCAGUGUCCCUGAUGCAGUCCCCCACUGGGAUGGUGCUUCUGGGCACACUCAUUUGCCCGCUGCUUGAUAAGCCUCUCUCUCUCUCCAGAGAUCCUACUGGUCC
Molecule: messenger RNA, 1902 nt
Organism: Oxyura jamaicensis (ruddy duck)
Lineage: Eukaryota; Metazoa; Chordata; Aves; Anseriformes; Anatidae
Exons: 13
Coding region: 180-1661 (493 amino acids)
Cellular component (GO): centrosome
Source: RefSeq, a predicted model, not a curated record